Molecule: messenger RNA, 627 nt
Organism: Caenorhabditis briggsae
Lineage: Eukaryota; Metazoa; Nematoda; Chromadorea; Rhabditida; Rhabditidae
Exons: 5
Coding region: 1-627 (208 amino acids)
Biological process (GO): protein homooligomerization; potassium ion transmembrane transport
Cellular component (GO): dendrite membrane; axon; neuronal cell body membrane
Molecular function (GO): delayed rectifier potassium channel activity; protein binding
Source: RefSeq, a predicted model, not a curated record
AUGGAUGAGAGGAUCGUGCUGAACGUCGGAGGUGUACGUCACGAGACCUAUCAAGCAACACUAAAGAAAAUUCCAGCGACACGACUCAGCAGGCUAACUCCAACGGUUUCCAACUUUGAUCCUCUUCUCCAAGAAUACUUCUUCGACCGUCACCCAGCAGUGUUCUCCAUGAUCCUGAACUACUACCGAACCGGAAAACUGCACUACCCCACUGACGUUUGCGGGCCACUGUUCGAGGAAGAACUACAGUAUUGGGGACUGGACGCAUCGGAUACCGAGCCGUGCUGUUGGAUGCAACUUCUUCAUGCCAAGGACACGCAAGAGACUCUCGCUGUUUUGGAUCGUAUGGAUGCCGAUCAUGAGGAUGAUCCACAACUCCGUGAGCAAGAUAUCAUGAAGAAAUUUGGCUGGGAGGAGGACUAUUUUCAAGGAAAACGCACCCGCUGGAUGAAGAUCAAGCCACAAGUCUGGUCCCUGUUUGACGAGCCAUACAGCUCCCAAGCCGCCAAGUUCAUCGCCGGAAUUUCUGUUCUCUUUAUCUUCAUUUCCAUCGUCUCAUUCUGUCUCAAGACCCACCAAACCUUUCGACUUCCUGUGCUUACCGGACAAAACAUCUCCAUGCCGUGA